Messenger RNA from Eriocheir sinensis (Chinese mitten crab), 1779 nucleotides. RefSeq lists its product as uncharacterized. Gene Ontology annotation, biological process: protein ubiquitination. Lineage: Eukaryota; Metazoa; Arthropoda; Malacostraca; Decapoda; Varunidae. The record is from RefSeq and is a predicted model, not a curated record. Gene Ontology annotation, molecular function: ubiquitin-protein transferase activity.
UCACUCUUCCCUUCCUUCCUCCCAUCGAAUAUUUUCUACAUAGUACUCAUGAUAAUACUUAUGGACUAACAUACACACGAGAGAACACAAAUAACUAUUUGUUCACGUGCAUACAAAAAGAGGAGGGUAUCAGGGGGUGAGGUAUCAGGGGGUGAGGUGUCAGAGGUAAUGAGUGAGAUAUGACGAAGUGGGAAAGGUGUGGACCUGGCUGCAAGGGUACGGAUGAGUGACCUGACCCUUGCCUGACCCCCCUUACCUGAGGUACAAGGUGUUUAUAAGGCCACACACCACCGCAGUGGCUCCAUUCUAUCCACGACCUCCGAAGAAGCAGGUAUCAGCCAUCAGGAGCCACCUCAAGCAAGCGGCAUGGCGCAACAGGACGGCGUGGAGAGGCUCGACGCCUCGGCGUUCAGCAACACCCUGAUCCCCGACAUGCUGCUGCAGCCGAAGGGCUACGAAGCUGAUGUCGUGUUAUUCAGGGCCACGAUGCUGCUGAACGAGGAGCGCGUUUGUGUGUGCGAUGUGCUGGAGAUGCUUCGAGUGAUACGGCGAGACAUCCUCGAGAACGCCGCCGAGGAGGCGCAGAUGGUGGCGGAGACAACGGGCCUUGGGCUGCUGACGCUGGAGAUGCUGGGAAAGCUGAACGUGCACCGGCACUUUACGCUCCGGGGCAAGUGGGAGCGGAUCGCCUUCCUCGCCGUGUCCUGCUUGAACCUGUGGCAGCCGGGCGUGUUCCGCCCCGGCAGGGCCAUGGCGUGGGGAGUCAAGCUGUGGGUAGGGGAGGCUCUGUUCCGCGACGACCUGUGUCCCAACGCACUGCUGCGCCUGGAGCUGCUGCGCUUUGUCGCCAUGUGGGACGUGAUGGACAUGAUGGAGCCGUACCUCGGCUUCUUCACGACGCGUGGGCUCCUGCACAACGCCCUCCACCUCUCUGCGUCCCGCCUGCUGCCGGUGGGCCGCGAGGGGCUGCUGGGUGUUCUCAGGACGGUGCUCUACGACCUGCACGUCGCCAAUCGCCUGGGGCCUCUCGUGGCGAGGAGCUGCAGAAGGAUCGAGGCUCUGGAGGUGCGGCACAAUGAUAAGGUUUUGGCCCACCUGGUGCAGCUGAUGGGCAAGGCGGCGGAGCGGCUGCGGUGGAUGCGGCGCAAAAAGAUCAAGUCGUCGCGCAAGACCAUCGCGGAAUUUAUUGAGAUUGUGAGGAUCUUGCUCCUCCUGACGGCGGUGCCGCCCUACCUAAAGCUGUACGACCUACCGGGGAUGUGCCAGCUGGCCGGCGGCGCCGUCGCCACCACCCUCCGCUGCAUCGUACUGACGCCCGUCGACGCGGAGGCUAACGGACACCUGAAGAGUCUGCUGUGUGACGUGGACGAGUACUUCCUCUGCCUCGGCACCCACCAGAGCCGCGGCACGCUGCUGGAGGACCUGCGGCGUCACCAUGGCCGCGCACUGACCCAGUUCAGCGAGAGAAUGCUGCGGCACGGCUGCCAGCCGUCCUACGUGCCCCAGCCGCUGGAGGAGCGGCGGCCGUGCGUGCCCAGGUUUAUGGACGGCAUGACGAAGCGGCUCAUGGAGCGGCCGGUGCGGCUGGAGGCGGUGGACGGCGUGGUGGACUGUUCGACGCUGCUGCGUUUCAUGCUGGUGCAGGAGAUUGAUCCCUGGACCGGCCGCCCGCUCGAGGACCUCGCCUACACGCCCCUUGACGGCCUGCGGGACGAGAUACGCGCCUGGAAGAGGGAGGUCGCCCGCGGCGAGCACGACCAGGACGAGGACGGCGAACAA